This is a messenger RNA of Populus nigra (black poplar), 984 nucleotides long. RefSeq lists its product as uncharacterized. The transcript is spliced from 2 exons. Lineage: Eukaryota; Viridiplantae; Streptophyta; Magnoliopsida; Malpighiales; Salicaceae. The coding region runs from base 1 to 984 and encodes 327 amino acids. The record is from RefSeq and is a predicted model, not a curated record.
AUGCAGCAUUGCCAAGGAGCAACUUCAAAUGGAGAGCAUCGUGGAAGCAAGGUCUGGGUUCCCCUGAUCGGUGUAACCGGAUACAUCAGUUAUGCACCCGCACUUGUAACAAGGCAAUUGGGUGGAAUGCAGUACAGACCAAUAACUCGGGGUUUAGCCGAUUUCAUAGGUUUAUUCAAGCACCAAUCAUUCCUUGAAGAGAUGGAACUUAUCCGACAAGAUUGGAAAAAACCCCUGAUGGUAAAAAGGGAAGAAGGAAGCAGCUUUGAAACAUCAUUUAGCCAGAAUUAUACGGUUUGGAGGAAUAAAGAGCUUUCUGAGAACGGGCUCACACAAAAAGAGUUGGCUAAGGUUAAGAGAUCUACCAAAGGCAAGAUGAGUGUCGAUAAAGAGAUGAUGGACUCCUUGAAAAAGGGAAGGAGCAUUCUUUUAAAGAAAGUAGAAGUUGAAAAAGAGAAAAAUCGGCUAGCCCAUCUCGACAUAGAAGAGGAAAGAAGGAUCAUAGCUCAAUAUAUGAUGCAACUGGAGGAAGAGAGAAGUUCAAGAAAGGCUGCAGAGUCUGAUAUGAGAGAUUACCAGAAGAGAGCCGAGUCUUCGAAAGGAAGGAUGAUGGCUUUACAAUCGGAGAUUGAGAUACGAGAAGAAGAGUUAAAAGAGAUGAGAAGCCAUUACUUCGAGAUGGAAGAGGAGCUCAGUAAGGCUAAGCAAGAGCGUCAAGAAUGUCAAGACUACAUAGACAGCUUUACAGUUCAAAUUAACUCCAAAAUAGCCGAGCUGGAUCUCGAAAAGGAAGAACUGCAGAGGGUAAGGGAUAAGUUGGCCCGGUCGGAGGAUAUGGUUCGAGUGUUGGAAAGAAGUAAUGAAGCCCUAGGAGCCAGCAAUGAAGUGAUAAUCGCAGAUAACACCGUGUUCCAUGAUAAGAUAAGGCACAUAACGAAGCAGGUCGAGCAAGCAGCCUGUUAUGCAGAAAGAUUGCAACAAUAA